Neolamprologus brichardi is the source of this 3609-nucleotide messenger RNA. RefSeq names its product ubiquitin specific peptidase 1 (gene usp1). NCBI's taxonomy places the organism in Eukaryota, Metazoa, Chordata, Actinopteri, Cichliformes, Cichlidae. Gene Ontology annotation, molecular function: cysteine-type deubiquitinase activity. Gene Ontology annotation, biological process: protein deubiquitination. The record is from RefSeq and is a predicted model, not a curated record. Gene Ontology annotation, cellular component: cytosol; nucleus.
UUUUAAAACAUUCUGGCCGGAUGUUUUGACGCGAUAUCCGAGCGUUGCCGGCGAUGUAGCGGCCAGCGAAUCUUCAAGCAGGAAAAAGCGCCAACUUCUGUUGCACCGUCUGAAUUGUUAAACACUCCGUAAAGCAUUUCGAGACGGGAUGUUUAAUGGAAAAUAUCAAACUUAAACUGGAAUGAAGCAUUCGGUGAGGUGCGCUGUUGCGUCUCAGUAGGAAUUUAAAAGAAAAAUCGCCCUCAAGGUACCGGGAGGAAAGAUGCCAGGACUUCAGGGUGAAAGUGUGGUAUCAGCGGCUCCGGGGAGCCCAGUGAAGAAGAGUAAACUCUCUCUGAAGUUCUUCCAGAAGAAGGAAACCAAGCGGGCUCUGGAUUUCUCGGAACCCCAGACAGAAGAACCCAAAACAUGUGAGCCAGAGGAGCCUGAGGCAAGCAGCUGCGAUCAGGUGGUCCCCGGGCCUUCUCAGUGUCCUUCCUCGCCCAGCCUCCUCCUGUCCUGCGAGAAGAGAGAGAACUUUGUGCCGUUCGUGGGGCUCAACAAUCUGGGCAAUACCUGCUAUUUGAACAGCAUCUUACAGGUUCUUUAUUACUGCCCAGGCUUCAGAGAAGGCAUAAAGAAGCUUCACGAUCUCUCCAUCCAGACGGAGAAACCCAAGGAAGAAACUGAGAAAAGCGAAGAGCCACACUGUCAGCAGUCAGACGGUGUGCCGGAGGCUCUGCCAGCUCACAUCGAGCUUCUUGGGAGCUUCAACACUUUGAUAACUGCAGUGGAGCAGCUGCAGUCUAGCUUCCUGCUUAAUCCUGACAGCUUCACCGAUGGAGAGCUAGCCACACCACCGCGCAAAAUUCUGCACACGCUCAGGCAGCUGAACCCCAUGUACGAAGGUUAUCUCCAGCAUGAUGCUCAGGAAGUUCUGCAGUGCAUUCUGGGAUAUAUCCAGGAAGCCUGUGAUACUAUCAGGAAAGAGCUGAAAGUAGAAGGCGAGGAGGAGGGUGUGUCGGAAGUUAAACUCGAGAAUGGUCUCGAUUUGGGGCCCGGCGGCUCUGGUGCAGAAUCCAAAGCUUCCACGGAAGAGGAUGGUCAAGUUGCCGGGAAAAGAAAGAGCGACACAGAAGUGGGGAAUGCCAAGAAAAAAUCCAAAUCCCUGAAGUCUAAGAAAUCAGAUUCUGCGGAGGAAAACCUGAGUAGAAAUAGACCCCUCACUCGCUCCAAAAGGAAGUCCUCCAGUGAAAUCACCAUGGACAGCAGCCAGAAUAAAGGUGGAGAGGAGGCGGCAGGUGGAGAGGAGGCGGCAGGUGAGGAAGAGACGAAGAAACCAAAUGGGGAAGGAGGAAGCGGCGAUGAGGGGAAAGGUGAGAAGACGUGUAAAGAGGCAGAUGGGAAGAGGAAGAAGAGAGCUAAGCUGAGCUGGCUGAGGCCGUCUGGAAAGCAGCCAAGUAUUUUCUCCAAGUUCCGCAGCGUGGGAAAGAUCAGCUGCACAACUGUGAAGAACCAAAACAAAACAGAGCAGGAAAAUGGAGUGACGCACGACCAAAGUGAGAAAAACCUUCAAGAGCCGUCCAGCCAAAAUGCAUCCGGACACAGCGAGGCUCCUAAACAUCAAGCGGGCCUGAGCCUCAUGGAGCGUUUGUUCCAAGGUCGGCUGGUUCUGAGGACUCGAUGUCUGGAGUGUGAGAGCUUCACAGAGAGGAGAGAGGACUUCCAGGACAUCAGUGUCCCUGUGCUUGAUGACCAGCCCAGCAGCCCUGAUGACCUCUCUGAGGUCUCACCAGACCCUAAACCAGAGCUGAAGACUCUGAAAUGGGCCAUAUCUCAGUUCGCUUCAGUGGAGCGCAUUUUUGGGGAGGAUAAAUACUUCUGUGAGACCUGCCAUCACUACACAGAGGCUGAGAGGAGUCUGCUGUUUGACAAGACUCCUGAAGUCAUCACUAUUCACCUAAAGCGCUUCUCUGCCAACGGUUUAGAACUGGACCCAUAUGCUGGUCUUUCUAAAGUGAACACUCCUUUACAGACUCCUUUGACCUUAUCCCUUGAGGAGUGGUGUACCCAGUCCUCAUCCACUAAAGGUCAAAACUAUCAGCUGUUUGCUGUCGUCAUGCAUAGUGGUGUGACCAUCAGCAGUGGCCACUACACUGCCUACAUCCGAAUGUCUGAUUUAACAGAUGUGAAGAUCUGGCUGCAGGACACAAAAACUGAAGAGAAGAAGAAGGAGGAGGACGAGGUGAAGGAAGACAAAGAAGGUGCUCUGGUGAAGGAGAAGGUGCUGGACUACGAUGAUGGAGAGGUGUCUUUCAGCCUGAAUACGAGAGGACAGCGGCGCGAGAGUUUGGCAAGCAGCAAAUCGGGGAGCAAAAAGCUGUCAGAGGGGGGUGUCGGACUCUUGGGAGGCCAGAGGAGUGUGUCCAGCUAUGACCUCGGGAACAGCAGCAGUAAACACACAGAGAAAGCAGCUAGCAGUGGUUCGACGGAGGGUUGUAAUAGGAGAAAAACCAUCAACAUUUUGAGCCAAAACACUCAAGCUGGACUUAAAAAAGAGCCCGAGGCAGUACAGGAGACAUCGCAGGCUUCCUGUGGCAGCACAGAGACCAAAGAGCAGAAGGCUUUAAAUAGCCUCUUGGAGUAUGAAGGGAAAUGGCUGCUGUUUGAUGACUCUGAGGUGCGUUUGUUUGAGGAGGAGGACUUCCUGCGAGCCUGUUCUCCUGAGACGUGCUGCUCAUCAACACCUUACCUGCUGUUCUACAGAAGGAUGCCUGAACCUGAACACUGAAAUCGACAGACCUUACAGGAAACUGAGCUCCCAGGCAAAAGACAGAUGGAGUUUUUGCAAUACUUCAAACAGUGCCAGACAUACUGUGGCUGCCACAUUUACACUGAAACUGAAGUGACUUUUCAGCCAAGGAAAACUAAACCUGCAACAGCCCCACGGUGGGAUCAAGGCGCUUCCACCUUCUCAUCCACUCAUGUGCAGGUACUCUAAACAGAUAUGCCCAGUUGGGGUCAAAGUUUGUUUUUUUUUUGUUUUUUUUGAAUGACAAUUGGAUUUUCUGUACGUUAGGGAUGAUUGGUUGUGUAUUUUUGUUUUUUGGUCUUUCUCCAAUGUUGACUUUGUAUUGUUUGUUUUUUACAAAAUGGCAAAGCACUCUGAACUAAAAUUUAAUCAAGUAAAAAUGUUGAAAACUGACUUCCCCCCCCCCCUGGGUGCAGCAGUCUGUAUUCUGUUUGAAUUUGAAAAUGUUCUCAUGUUAUUUUUUCAGUUUAUCAGAAAAGUUUUUACCCUGAAGCUUUUCCCAUCAACUGAUCCCUUGUUUUGUGAGGGUUUUUAUAUAGAAACCUGUACAAUUUAGCUGUAUAUCUGAAGCCUCAAACUGAUGCAUUUAUACAGUGAAACCGACAGAUUCUCAGAAACUCAUUUAGUUACAACAAAUAUUUACAGCAAACACUCAGCUGUCUAAUAAUAAUUAAAAAGUUUCUACAUGCUUCGUUGACACUAGUGGUUUAUGCAGGCAACAGUUUCAGGCUCAGAUGUCAGAUUUGUCAGAGUGAAGGACACAAUUUGAUUUUAUCAGUGAACUAUCAGAUUUUUAUAAUAUACACUUUACAAUGUUA